Molecule: messenger RNA, 1109 nt
Organism: Penaeus vannamei (Pacific white shrimp)
Lineage: Eukaryota; Metazoa; Arthropoda; Malacostraca; Decapoda; Penaeidae
Source: RefSeq, a predicted model, not a curated record
UUAUUUAUACGGAGCAUCCGGAGAGCGGUCCUCUGUGUCCCGAAGGCAAAAUGGCUGGACUCCAUCGCCUCCUCGCCCUCCUUGCUCUCGCCCUCGGCACUGUAGCUGUCAGCGUGGCCGAGGAGAAGGCCAAGGAUGCUGACCUCCGCCGCCUCCCCUGCCCUGACCCCCACGACAUCUCCCCCUGCGUGUGCACCGCGGACGAGCAGCACAACAUGGACAUCGACUGCUCGCAGGUGGAGAGCGAAGACCAGCUGGCUCGGGUCUUCUCCUCCACCAUCCCGUUCCCGCACUUCCACGCGCUGUACAUCGAUGGGAACCAGCGUUUAAAAGUCCUUCGGAGAGGAGACCUUGGCCCGGCUUCUUUCGAGCUGAUUCACAUCACAGGAGGCGUCCUCGAGGAAGUGCAGGAGGAGGCGCUGUCCCAAAGUUAUCCAACGUUAUCCCAUAUUUAUAUCCAAGAGAACAACGUGUCGCGGUUUCCAUUCGCCGAACUCCCUCUCUUCACGUCGCUCGUGUUCCUGCAAAUGCACACCAAUUCGCUCGAAAGUUUCCCCGGGUUAGAUUCCGACACCUUGCAGCAGGUGGUUCUGAGCGACAACCCUUUCGGCGAAAUUCCUCUUGAUGGAUUCCAGAGGGUCAAGAAUCUCUACAGCAUAAGUGUCUCCGCUAACGAUGUGGAAAUUCUUCUUCCCGGAACCUUCACAGAUCUUCCUCACUUCACUACUUACAUCUCGACUAGUAACCCAGCUGACAUUCACAUUCCUGCAGGAGCCCCAUUUCAAUUCGGUGGGAAAGGGCAAUCUUUCACCUCCAAAGCAAUGAGCAUCAAAAGCAUUGCAUUGGCGGUAAUUACAGGCGUCAACGCUGGCCACAUCUACCUGGCGAGGAACUCCCUGGUGGUGCUCGAGGAGGACGUGUUCCGCCCGUUUCUUGAAGGAGGAGCCACGCUCGACAUCGACGGAAUGCCAGAGUUGGGUGAAAGAGUUGUUAUUAUUCCUAAUGGAAACAUCUCGAUUAGCACCGAACGUGGGGUGUUCUUUCCUCUUUGGUGUCUGAGACUUGAGGGCCUGCAGCUCUCCGCCGUCAAGGACCCUGGUCCUCGAUAA